UAAUUUUAUCUAAGUUUUUCUAUUUAAUCUUCAUAUAUAUGAUUCUCUAUCUUAAUAUUAUAUAUUCUUCUUGCUAUUCUAUAAAUCCUUGAUCUAGCUUGUUCAAUUUAUUAUUUCAGUCAAGGAAAUUCUCUUCUCUGAUCUCUGCUUAUAAGUCUACUAAGCACAAACAACAAAUUUAUUAUAAAAAAAAUGUCAAUGGAAAUGAUGGCAAAUGAACGUGUUUGUUAUGUUCACUGCAACUUCUGCAACACCACUCUUGCGGUUAGUGUUCCAUGCAGCAGCUUGCUGACUAUAGUGACAGUUAGAUGCGGGCAUUGUGCUAAUUUGCUUUCAGUUAACAUGGGAGCAUCACUUCAAUCUUUUCCACCUCAACAAGAUCACCCUCAGAAACAGCAACUCUUAAGCUGUCAUCAAGAAACAAGCAGAAGGGAAGUAGGAUCAUCAUCUUCAAAAUGCAAAGCGUUUGAGACAGUAGCUCAUGAGCAACCUAGAACUCCUCCCAUUCGCCCUCCGGAGAAGAGACAACGUGUUCCUUCUGCUUAUAAUCGGUUCAUUAAGGAGGAAAUACAAAGAAUUAAGGCUAGUAAUCCAGAUAUCAGCCAUAGAGAAGCAUUCAGCACAGCAGCCAAAAACUGGGCACAUUUUCCUCACAUUCACUUUGGGUUAAAGUUGGAUGGAAGCAAACAAGCAAAGUUGGACCAUGGGGUUGGGGACGCUACUCAAAAGUCUAAUGGAUUCUAUUGAUGAUACAUAUAAAAUGGAUUUAAUUCCAUAUAUGAUUAUCAAUCAGUUGGUUUUUUUUCUAUGCUUGACGUAAAAAAAUGAGGUUGAUCAAAUUUCCCAUUCACACAACUGCAUGGGAGAGUACUCUAGCCCUUGUUUAGUUUUUUUUAAUAGUAUUAUGUAUUUCCCUUUUCUAUAAUAAUUGCUAUUCUUGUGAUUGUUUUAAUUAUUAUGUUGAACGUAGGCACUUGUUUUUUUUAAUCUGAAUUUAGGCACUUGUUGAGUAAACAUUAUCAAGCUUAAUAUAUAUGUGUCUUUUAAAUCAUUAUUAACA
Molecule: messenger RNA, 1060 nt
Organism: Cicer arietinum (chickpea)
Lineage: Eukaryota; Viridiplantae; Streptophyta; Magnoliopsida; Fabales; Fabaceae
Product: putative axial regulator YABBY 2
Biological process (GO): cell fate commitment; abaxial cell fate specification; multicellular organism development
Cellular component (GO): nucleus
Source: RefSeq, a predicted model, not a curated record